This is a messenger RNA of Arachis stenosperma, 1489 nucleotides long. RefSeq lists its product as uncharacterized. The transcript has 2 exons. NCBI's taxonomy places the organism in Eukaryota, Viridiplantae, Streptophyta, Magnoliopsida, Fabales, Fabaceae. The record is from RefSeq and is a predicted model, not a curated record. Bases 931 to 1383 code for a protein of 150 amino acids. Gene Ontology annotation, molecular function: zinc ion binding.
AAUGUUAGUAAAAAUAUGUAUUUUAAAUUUUAAUUUUAAAUUUUUUACUAUACUUUAUUUUUUAUUUACAUAGGACCGGGUCAAUCGGUUCAACCAGUGACCCACCGGUUGAACCAGUAACCCAGUGACCCAGUAACCUGACCGGUUCGAUCACCGGUUCGGUUCUGACAACUAUGGUUGAGGCAGUUAAGAACAUUAUUAUAAUUUAUUUAUUAUUUUAUUAUAAAAUAGUAUUUUCGGUUGAACUAUAGUUGGACUAAUAAAUUAAUAAAUUAAUAAUUAAAAUAUUUCAAUGACCGAUUCGAUUUUUAAAAUCUUGAAUAAAACCGAUCAAUAUCGGCAAACAUUUAGUAGCGAUUUUUAUAACCACAACUAAAUAGGAAGAUUGCGGCAGUUUAUCUGAUGUUUUUCGAUUGUACGGUAAAAUAUCACGAUUUAGUCACAAUUAUUACCUAACGGUCACAAAAUUAUAUAUUCACAAAUAAAAUACAAGUUAUUAUCUAUCCAUCAUUAUCACCCCAUACGUAACUUCUGGUAGAGGUUGAGAACGAAUAUUUAUUUGCGUUUGAAUUAUGAUAAAAAAUUUAUGAGUAUUUAUCCAAAUUGGUCCCUAAGAAAUUUCAAAGUGGACGUUUUAGUCCUCAACUAAAAUUAAUCACUCCGUUGGUCCUCAACAUUUUUUGGCGUCAGACCAAUUGAUCCUUCCGUUAAAUUGGUCUGUUAAAGUCUAACGGCAAAAUCCAACGUGUCACAUUGAGUUGGUGACACAGAUGAUAAGAGACACGUGAGAAAGCAGACAACGUGGUCUCUGGGGUGAUUGUACCAAAACGACAAUGAAAAAUUAUAGAUAGCCAUGAAACGACGUGUGAAAUCAAAAUCUUCUUCUUCCUCUUGCCAGAACCCUAAUUAACAAAGGCUAUAGUGUUAACAAUGGCUGCCGGAGAUAGUUGUGGAAGUUCAUAUCGACGGCGAGUUAAAGGUAGUGGUGACGACAGUGUUAGCAGUGCUUCUGCCCACGGCGGUAGGUUCAGAGUCGCCAAAGGAAAAAUUCCAAGAUGUCAUUGUGGAGCCUAUGCCAUAGUUGUAGAGUUUGGAACCGAGAAAAAUCCGAAAAGACCUUUCUUUGGAUGUCCUUUUUAUAGGGAGAAAACUCCCCACUGUGAUUUCUUUGUGUGGUUUGAUAGGGUAUUUCAAUGUGAUGGUCAUGGUGGAGAGGAUGAUGAUGCUCUAGCGGAGAAGGUGAAAAAGCUGAAAGAAUUACUUGAUUCAUUUGAGAAGAAGAAUAAGAAUGCCGUUGAGAAUAGACAAUGGUUCGGGUGCUGCAGUCCUGUGUUCUUUUUCAUACUAGGAUUUAUGGUCUGUCUUCUUGUAGGUAGGAUUUAGUUAGUUUAAGGAAGAUUUUAUCUUAUGUUAUAUAGUGUAACAAGUAAUUACAGUGUUAGCUUUUGUUUAUGCAAGUUUAAUCUGUAAGUGCUAGGACAAGCAAUGA